Messenger RNA from Oryza brachyantha (malo sina), 1729 nucleotides. RefSeq names its product tetratricopeptide repeat protein 5-like. The transcript has 13 exons. The coding region runs from base 36 to 1352 and encodes 438 amino acids. The record is from RefSeq and is a predicted model, not a curated record. NCBI's taxonomy places the organism in Eukaryota, Viridiplantae, Streptophyta, Magnoliopsida, Poales, Poaceae. Gene Ontology annotation, molecular function: protein binding.
AUCCCAUUGCCGUUGGCGCCCAGAAAGGAAAACCGAUGAGCCGCGAGGCCGGCGGCGCGGCGGCGACCCCUGCCACGACGCCCGAGCCACAGCGGCAACAGGAGGCCCCGCCGGGGAGGACGCCCCUGGAGAGGACUGCGGACGCGGCGGAGCAGCUGUACCGCCUCCGCGACACCUUCUUCCCCCGGGACCCCGCCGAGAAGGCCGCCGCCCUCCGCGCCCGAGCCGACGACGCCCUCGCCGUCCUCGACUCCCUCCCGCCAGAGGACAGGAGAACACCACAGCAACGUGCUGUUUAUGAAUUCUUGAGGGGAAAAAUAUUGGAUGUUUUCCCCGAUUAUCAUAAGGAGGCCGAAGAUCAUUUAUCCAAAGCAGUAAAGUUGAAUCCAUCUCUUGUAGAUGCAUGGCUGUGUUUGGGUAACUGCAUAUGGAAGAAGGGGGAUCUGCCUUCCGCAAUGAACUGCUUUUCGUUAGCAUUAAGCAAGGGGGCAGAUAAGAAAAUACUAUGCCAGCUCUCAAUGCUUGAAAGAAGCAUGGCUCAAGGCAGCGAAGACCAAGCACAGCUAGUGGAAGAGAGCAUUAAGCAUGCAAAAGAAGCUGUAAUGCUUGACAUCAAAGACGGAAAUUCUUGGUAUAAUCUGGGUAAUGCAUAUCUUACAAGCUUUUUUGUGGGUGGAUCCUGGGAUCACAUGAAGCUUCAUCAUUCAGUCAAAGCAUAUCAAAAUGCUGAAAAGGAUGAGGCUACGAAAACUAAUCCAGAUCUGUAUUAUAAUUGUGCAACAGCUGACAAAUACUUAGAGAACUAUGAAAGGGCGCUUCGUGGAUUUGAAGCUGCAGCUUUAAAAGAUCCUGGUCUUGGUGCUGAUACAGAACUUCAGAAGAUCACCAGUCUCCUUGAUAAGCUAGAUAGUGCAAUGAAGGGACAAUUACGAUCCAAGAGAUUAGCAUCAUCAGUAUCUUCUUUGAGCGAAGUCAACAUAAAAUUGUCUCACAGGAAAGCAACCAUAGGCAUCCUAUCAGAGGGUUUGAACAAGGCAGUUGCUGUUGUCAGUAAAGUCAUUCUUUUCAUAAGACAUGAUAAUGUUGCUCCAAUGUAUUAUUUAGCUUGCGACUUGGAUCAGUCUUAUUUUAUACUCUCAGUCUAUGGACUACGAAAUGAAGCAAUUAAAGAAGGUGAUCGAGUGGCAUUGUUGGAACCUUACUUCAGAAUUCUGGAUAUAUCUUGGAAUGAACAGCGCUAUCAGUUCAAAUCAGUCCGUGUGGACUUUCCAGAACAGAUUCUUAUAAAUGAAAAGGCUCCACCACCUCAUCAUGUUGUACAGGCUUCAAUCCAUGCGCACAAUAAACCGUGACCUGUAUUUUUUUAAUUUGGUGUAUUGGACACUUGUGUCUAAACUAGUGUUUAGAGAUUCCGUCAAGGGAGUGGAGACUGAGGAAGAGAAGACUUUAUGGAAAUGAUCCGAUCGCAAUUUUGUACAAUUUGCUACUUUGUUCUACCUUGUAGCCAGUUUUAUCUGCUGGGUUUGGUUGGGGGUCCAGGGAUGAUUUGAUUUCCCUUUUGCUUGAUUUGAUAUCCAUUAACGGGGGAUUUACUAUGUGUGUAAUUCGAUGUAAAUUUUUCAUUACUUGGACACAAUGUAAAUCAUAUGGGAUUGGAUUUGUAAUGCGUUUUAGAAAAUCAGAUUCGUGUAUUGCCUGAAGGGUAUCUUUGAUUUGGGACGAAAUUUGA